Molecule: messenger RNA, 3489 nt
Organism: Camelina sativa (false flax)
Lineage: Eukaryota; Viridiplantae; Streptophyta; Magnoliopsida; Brassicales; Brassicaceae
Product: putative cellulose synthase A catalytic subunit 10 [UDP-forming]
Biological process (GO): cellulose biosynthetic process
Cellular component (GO): membrane
Molecular function (GO): cellulose synthase (UDP-forming) activity
Source: RefSeq, a predicted model, not a curated record
CAUAAAAGUGGACACUACUAGAAGUGGAAGCCAGAGGUAAUGAGGUGAAGAGACAAGUGUGAGAGAGCAGUGGACAUAGACCAUAGUCACAAGAACUCUUUAAAUUCCGCAUUGUAUCUACUACGGCGAUUUUCUAGGGUUCUGUGUUACUUCUCUCUUUUGCCGCUUAAAUUGAUGGUGCAAAACGCCGGCAUGGUUGCCGGUUCUUACCGGAGAAAUGAGUUUGUUCGGAACAGAGACGAUUCUGAUGAUGGGCUGAAACCCUUGAAAAAUCUGAAUGGGCUGAUUUGUCAUAUCUGUGGUGAUGAUGUUGGACUCACUGAAACUGGCAAUGUCUUUGUCUCUUGUACUGAAUGUGGCUUCCCUUUGUGUCGAUCUUGUUAUGAGUAUGAGAGGAAAGAUGGAACUCUGUGCUGCCCGCAAUGCAAGUCUAGAUUGAUCAGUAGGAGUCCUGGAGUUGAAAGAGAUGGAAAAGAGGAUGAUGCUGAUGAUAUCGAGAAUGAGUUUGGUUAUACCCAGGAAAACAACAAGGCAAGACUCCCAGAUCGCGCUGGAGAGUUCUCUUCAUCAUCUCGACUUGAAUCUCAACAAGUUUCUCUUCUUACUCAUGGCCAUCCGGCUUCUGGAGAGAUUACUACGCCGGAUAGGAAACCUGCUAUGUCUCCUUGUAUUGACCCACAGAUACCUGUGCCUGUAAGAAUCCUGCACCCAUCAAAAGACUUGAACUCUUAUGGACUUGGGAAUGUUGACUGGAAAGAAAGGAUCGAAGGUUGGAAGAUGAAGCAGGAGAAGAAUAUGUUACAGAUGACUGGUAAAUACCAUGAAGGGAAGGGAGGAGAACUUGAAGGGACAGGGUCAAAUGGUGAAGAACUCCAAAUGGUUGAUGAUGCUCGGCUUCCUAUGAGCCGUGUGGUUCAUUUCCCAUCCUCUCGCAUGACACCUUAUCGUAUAGUGAUAGUUCUCCGGCUCAUCAUUUUGGGAGUCUUCUUGCAUUAUCGUACGACUCAUCCGGUGAAAGAUGCAUAUCCCUUAUGGUUGACCUCAGUUAUUUGUGAGAUAUGGUUUGCCUUUUCUUGGCUUCUUGAUCAGUUUCCAAAAUGGUAUCCCAUUAACAGGGAGACUUUUCUUGACAGGCUUACUUUAAGAUACGAUCGAGAUGGUGAACCAUCACAGCUAGCUCCUGUGGAUGUAUUUGUUAGUACGGUGGACCCAAUGAAAGAGCCUCCUCUUGUAACAGCAAACACCGUUCUCUCAAUUCUUGCUGUGGACUACCCAGUCGAUAAAGUUGCCUGUUAUGUUUCAGAUGAUGGUUCAGCUAUGCUUACUUUUGAAGCCCUUUCUGAAACGGCUGAGUUUGCAAAGAAAUGGGUACCUUUUUGCAAAAAAUUCAACAUUGAACCUAGAGCUCCUGAGUUCUAUUUUUCCCAGAAGAUAGAUUACUUGAAGGACAAGAUCCAACCUUCUUUUGUCAAAGAGAGACGUGCAAUGAAGAGAGAGUAUGAGGAGUUUAAAGUGAGGAUCAAUAUCCUCGUCGCUAAAGCACAGAAGAUGCCUGAAGAUGGCUGGACAAUGCAGGAUGGUACACCCUGGCCUGGUAACAACCCUAGAGACCAUCCUGGAAUGAUUCAGGUUUUCUUAGGCCAUAGCGGAGGAUUGGAUACUGAAGGAAAUGAGCUACCUAGGCUCAUCUAUGUGUCCCGUGAAAAGCGUCCUGGAUUUCAGCACCACAAGAAGGCUGGAGCUAUGAAUGCCCUGAUCCGUGUUUCUGCUGUUCUUACUAAUGGGGCAUAUCUUUUGAACGUGGAUUGUGAUCACUACUUCAACAACAGCAAGGCGGUUAAGGAAGCCAUGUGUUUCUUGAUGGACCCUGCAAUCGGAAAAAAGUGCUGCUAUGUGCAGUUUCCACAGCGUUUCGACGGCAUUGACUUGAAUGAUCGAUACGCCAACAGAAAUAUUGUCUUCUUUGACAUUAACUUGAAGGGGUUGGAUGGUAUCCAGGGUCCUGUGUAUGUGGGUACUGGUUGUUGUUUCAACAGGCAGGCCCUGUAUGGAUAUGAUCCUGUGCUAACAGAGGAAGAUCUCGAACCUAAUAUUAUUGUAAAAAGCUGUUUCGGCUCAAGGAAGACAGGAACGAGUAGCAAGAAAUAUCACUAUGAACAAAAUAGAAGCAUCAAGAGAAGUGACUCCAGUACUCCACUUUUCAAUAUGGAAGACAUUGACGAGGGUGUUGAAGGCUAUGAUGAUGAGAUAUCUCUAGUCUCCCAGAAAAGUCUAGAGAAGCGUUUUGGUCAGUCGCCGGUAUUUAUUGCGGCAACCUUCAUGGAAAAAGGAGGUCUUCCACCGACAACCAACCCAACAACUCUUCUGAAGGAGGCGAUUCAUGUCAUAAGCUGUGGUUAUGAGGCCAAGACUGCAUGGGGGAAAGAGAUCGGGUGGAUCUACGGUUCUGUGACAGAAGAUAUUCUCACUGGGUUCAAGAUGCAUGCGAGGGGUUGGACAUCGAUCUACUGCGUGCCUUCACGCCCUGCGUUUAAGGGAUCUGCACCCAUCAAUCUCUCUGAUCGUUUGAACCAAGUUCUUCGAUGGGCUUUGGGAUCUAUCGAGAUUCUGCUCAGCAGACAUUGCCCUAUAUGGUACGGCUAUAAUGGAAGGUUGAAACUCUUGGAAAGACUUGCUUAUGUCAAUACCAUUGUCUAUCCAAUUACAUCCAUCCCGCUCCUUGCCUAUUGUAUGCUUCCAGCUUUUUGCCUCAUCACCAACAAGUUCAUUAUACCUGAGAUAAGCAACUCUGCAACCUGGUGUUUCAUACUUCUAUUUAUAUCCAUCUACGCAUCAGCAGUCUUGGAGCUCAGAUGGAGUGGUGUGGCCCUUGAAGACUGGUGGAGGAACGAGCAGUUUUGGGUAAUUGGUGGAACCUCGGCUCAUCUUUUCGCAGUGUUCCAAGGUCUACUCAAAGUGUUUGCAGGGAUAGACACAAACUUCACGGUCACAUCAAAAGCAUCUGAUGAAGAUGGAGACUUUGCAGAGCUCUACGUCUUCAAAUGGACAUCUCUUCUCAUCCCACCAACCACUAUCUUACUUGUUAACCUUGUCGGUAUUGUGGCUGGUGUCUCUUAUGCCAUAAACACUGGGUACCAAUCAUGAGGACCGCUCUUGGGAAAGCUCUUUUUUGCUUUUUGGGUUGUUGCUCAUCUUUACCCUUUCUUGAAGGGUCUUUUGGGAAGACAGAACCGAACUCCGACCAUUGUCAUUGUCUGGUCUGCGCUUCUUGCAUCCGUCUUCUCAUUACUUUGGGUCCGAAUCAACCCCUUCAUUUCCACUACUGGGGUUGGGAGCAACAAUUUCAUGGGUGAGUGACCUGCCCAGUGUCAUGCUUUACCCCUAUCUAUAAAUGAGUGUGUGUGAUGAGUAUAGGAAAUCUAUUGGUCUUGUGGGAAGUUACUAUAAUAAACCCAAUGAUAUGAUUACCUGUAUUAAUCUUUUUCUUUA